This is a messenger RNA of Otolemur garnettii (small-eared galago), 12534 nucleotides long. RefSeq names its product protein kinase, DNA-activated, catalytic polypeptide (gene PRKDC). Bases 1 to 12486 code for a protein of 4161 amino acids. The record is from RefSeq and is a predicted model, not a curated record. Lineage: Eukaryota; Metazoa; Chordata; Mammalia; Primates; Galagidae. Gene Ontology annotation, cellular component: nucleus; chromatin. Gene Ontology annotation, molecular function: protein binding; nucleosomal DNA binding; DNA-dependent protein kinase activity. Gene Ontology annotation, biological process: intrinsic apoptotic signaling pathway in response to DNA damage; double-strand break repair via nonhomologous end joining; telomere maintenance. The transcript has 86 exons.
AUGAGGGAAAGCGACAAUCCUCUGCAGUUCGCCAACUCCUUGUCCACCUGGAAGCUCGCGCUUCCGCAGGGAGCUAGAUGGAAGGAGGGUUCCCGCCAGCCGGACAGUCGUCACCGCCCCUUGCGGUGCGUCACCAAUCACAGUGGCGUUCUCGUGUGGCUCCGCCUCCGGAAGACUCCACUGCACACCCGGCAUUCUCUUAACUUGUUUUUGUUUUGUUAUUGUUUAGCAUUACAGACUUCCUUAGUUUUUUCCAGAGAUUUUGGUUUGCUUGUAUUUGUUCGGAAGUCACUCAGCAUGGAUGAAUUUCGUGAUUGUAGAGAAGAAAUUCUAAAAUUUUUAUGUAUUUUCUUAGAAAAAAUUGGCCAGAAGAUUGAGCCUUACUCUCUUGAUACUAAGAAUACUUGUACCAGUGUUUAUACAAAAGAUAGAGCUGCUAAAUGUAAAAUUCCUGCCUUGGAUCUCCUUAUUAAGUUACUUCAGACUUUGAGAAGUUCUAGACUCAUGGAUGAAUUUAAAAUUGGAGAAUUAUUUAGUAAAUUCUAUGGGGAACUUGCAAUGAAAACAAAAAUAUCAGAUACAGUUUUAGAAAAAGUAUAUGAACUUCUAGGAGUAUUAGGAGAAGUUCAUCCUACGGCGAUGAUAAAUAAUUCAGAAAACCUGUUCCGGGCUUUUCUGGGUGAACUGAAGACUCAGAUGACAUCAGCUGUACGAGAGCCCAAGCUACCUGUAGUGGCAGGAUGUCUGAAGGGGUUGUCUUCACUUCUGUGUAAUUUCACUAAGUCUGUGGAGGAAGAUCCCCAGACUUCAAGGGAGAUUUUUGAAUUUGCACUAAAGGCAGUUUGUCCUCAGAUUGAUCUGAAAAGAUAUGCUGUGCCCUCAGCUGGCUUGCGUUUACUCACCCUGCAUGCAGCCCAGUUUAGUGCCUUCCUUCUGGACAACUACAUCUCUUUAUUUGAAGUACUGUCAAAAUGGUGUGGCCAUACAAAUGUGGAAUUGAAAAAAGCUGCAUAUUCAGCCCUGGAAUCCUUUCUGAAACAGGUUUCUUUAAUGGUGGCAAAAAAUGCAGAAAUGCAUAAGAGUAAGCUGCAGUAUUUUAUGGAGCAGUUCUAUGGAAUCAUCAGAAACGUGGAUUCAAACAGCAAGGAGUUAUCCAUUGCUAUUCGUGGAUAUGGACUUUUUGCGGGACCUUGCAAGGUUGUAAAUGCACAAGAUGUGGACUUCAUGUACAUUGAGCUCCUUCAGCGCUGCAAGCAGAUGUUCCUCACGCAGGUGGACGCUGCUGAGGACCAUGUGUACCAGAUGCCCAGUUUCCUCCAGUCCAUUGCAAGCGUGCUGCUUUGCCUUGACACACUUCCUGAGGUGUACACCCCAGUUCUGGAGCAUCUCAUGGUGGUGCAGAUAGACAGUUUCCCACAGUAUAGUCCAAAGAUGCAGUUGGUGUGCUGUAGAGCCAUGGUAAAGAUGUUCCUGGCCUUAGCAGAAAAAGGACCAGUCCUCUGGAACUGUAUUAGUACCGUGGUGCAUCAGAGUUUAAUCAGAAUAUGUUCUAAACCAGUGAUCCUUCAAAAGGGUGCUGAGCCUAUAUCUGAGGACCCUCAUGCCUUGGGGGAUGUCAGAACUGGGAAAUGGAAAACGCCUACGUGCAGAGAUUAUGUCGAUCUUUUUAGAAAUCUCCUGAGCUGUGACCAGAUGAUGGAUUCUAUCAUAGCAGAUGAAGCAUUUUUCUUAGUGAAUUCCUCCCUUCAAAGUCUGAACCGUUUACUGUAUGAUGAAUUUAUAAAAUCUGUUUUGAAGAUCAUUGAGAAAUUAGAUCUAACAUUAGAAUCACAGAUAGUUGGGGAACAAGAGGAUGGAGAUGGAACUGCUGGUGUUCAUGUGUUCCCAACUUCAGAUCCAGCUGCAAAUUUACAUCCUGCUAAACCUAAAGACUUUUCAGCUUUCAUUAACCUGGUGGAAUUAUGCAGAGAGAUUCUCCCUGAGAAACAAGUAGGGUUCUUUGAGCCUUGGGUGUACUCAUUUGCGUAUGAGUUAGUGUUGCAGUCUGUGCGGUUGCCCCUCAUCAGUGGUUUCUACAAACUGCUUUCUAUUGCAGUGAAAAAUGCCAAGAAAAUAAAAUAUUUUGAGGGAGUUAGUCCAAAGAGUCUGAAACACUCUCCUGAGGACCCAGAAAAAUAUUCUUGCUUUGCUUUAUUUGCAAAAUUUGGUAAAGAGGUAGCAGUUAAAAUGAAGCAGUAUAAAGAUGAGCUUUUGGCCUCCUGCUUGACCUUUAUUCUGUCCCUGCCACAUGACAUCAUUGAACUUGAUGUUAGAGCCUAUGUCCCUGCACUACAGAUGGCCUUCAAACUGGGUCUGAGCUAUACCCCCUUGGCAGAAGUAGGCUUGAAUGCUCUGGAAGAAUGGUCAGUUUACAUCCACAAACAUGUAAUUCAGCCUCAUUACAAAGACAUUCUCCCCUGGCUUGAUGAAUAUCUGAAAACUUCAGCCUUAUCAGAUGAGACCAAGAAUAACUGGGAAUUGUCAGCACUUUCUCGGGCUGCCCAGAAGGGAUUUAAUAAAGCUGUGUUAAAGCACCUGAAAAGGACAAAGAACACGUCAUUGAAUGAAGCACUGUCCUUAGAAGGAGUAAAGAUUAGAAUAGUGCAAAUGCUUGGCUCUCUAGGAGGACGAAUCAACAAAAAUCUCUUGACAGCUGCAUCCUCAGAUGAAAUGAUGAAGAAAUGUGUGGCAUGGGACAGAGAGAAGAGGCUCAGCUUUGCCGUGCCCUUCAGGGAGAUGAAGCCUGUCAUCUACCUGGACGUGCUUUUGCCACGGGUGACAGAGUUAGCUCUCACGGCCAGUGACAGACAAACUAAGGUUGCAGCUUGUGAACUGUUACAUAGCAUGGUUAUGUUUCUGCUGGGCAAAGCUACCCAAAUGCCUGAAGGGGAUCAGGGAGCUCCUCCCAUGUACCAGCUUUAUAAGCGGACUUUUCCUGUGCUGCUUCGUCUCGCCUGUGAUGUAGAUCAGGUGACAAGGCAGUUGUAUGAGCCACUAGUAAUGCAGCUGAUCCACUGGUUCACUAAUAAUAAGAAAUUUGAAAGUCAGGACACUGUCGCCUUGCUGGAAGCUAUAUUGGAUGGCAUUGUAGACCCUGUUGACAGCACUUUAAGAGAUUUUUGUGGUCAGUGUAUUAGAGAAUUCCUCAAAUGGUCCAUUAAGCAGACAACACCACAGCAGCAGGAAAAGAGUCCAGUGAACACCAAAUCACUUUUCAAGCGGCUAUAUAGCCUGGCACUACAUCCCAAUGCUUUCAAGAGGCUUGGAGCAUCCCUGGCUUUUAAUAAUAUCUACCGAGAGUUCAGGGAAGAAGAGUCUCUGGUGGAAGCGUUUGUGUUUGAAGCCCUGGUGACCUAUAUGGAAAGUCUAGCCUUAGCACAUGCAGAUGAGAAGUCCUUUGGGAAAAGAGGAGCAAAGGGAAAGCAGGCCGAAGUGGCCAACCAAGAAGCUAAAGAAGAUUUACCAGCAGAAAACGGAGAAACUAAAACUGAGGAGAAUCCAGCCGCUGACGAAGCAGGAGAGAAAGAAGUCAAGGGCUUCCUUCCUUCAGAAUCCUUGUGUUUACUGGAUCUGGUCAAGUGGCUGCUGGCCCAGUGUGGGAGGCCACAGAUGGAAUGUCGGCACAAAUCCAUAGAGCUCUUUUAUAAAUUUGUCCCAUUAUUGCCAGGCAACAAAUCCCCUUCUUUAUGGCUGAAGGAGGUUAUCAAGGAAGAAGGUGUGUCUUUCCUCAUAAACACGUUUGAGGGGGGUGGUGGCUGUGGUCCGCCUGGGGGCAUCCUGACCCAGCCCACCCUGUCCCACCUUCCGGGGCCAUUCAGCUUGCGAGUAGUGCUGCACUGGCUGGACCUGCUGCUGGCUGCACUGGAGUGCUACAACACCUUCCUGCAGGCUGGUGCUGUGCAGGCGCCUGGGCUCCUGGGUGCUGAAACACAGUCUUCACUUUUGAAGGCGGUGGCUUUCUUUUUAGAAAGCAUUGCUAUGCAUGAUACUAUAGCAGCGGAAAGGUGCUUUGGCACCAGGGCAGCCAGUCACAGGCCUAGCCCACAGGAAGGGGAAAUGUACAACUACAGCAAGUGCACGGUCAUAGUCCGGAUCAUGGAGUUCACCACCACCCUGCUCAGCACCUCCCCGGAAGGGUGGAAGCUGCUGGAUUUGUGUAAUGUGGACCUUAUGAAACUCUUGUUGAAAACACUGUGUGAGCCUGUGAGCGUGGGUUUCAAUGUUGGCGAUGUCCACGUUAUGGAUCAUCUCCCCCGUGUUUGUGUGAACCUAAUGAAAGCGCUAAAGACAUCCCCCUACAAAGACACCCUGGAGACCCACCUGAGGGAGACAGUCACAGCACAGAGCCUUGAGAAGCUUUGUGCUAUUGACUUAUGGGGCCCUGACUCGCACCUGGACAGGGCCAAGCUGGCAUCUGUCGUGUCUGCCUGCAAACAGCUUCACAGAGCUGGAUUGUUGCAUGUAAUCUUACCAUCUCAGUCUACAGAUCUUCAUCACUCUGUUGGCACAAAACUGCUUUUCCUGGUUUAUAAGGGCAUUGCCCCUGGAUAUGAGAGACAGUGUCUGCCUUUGCUAGACCCCAGCUGUAAGCGACUGGCCAUUGGACUUCUGGAGCUGGCCUUUGCUUUUGGAGGACUGUGUGGUCACCUUGUGAGUCUUCUCCUGGACACUGCGGUGUUGUCCAUACCCUCCACAGGCAGCUCGCCAAGAAGCAUCAUCAGCUUCUCCCACGGAGAAUAUUUCUAUAGCUUGUUCUCUGAAACAAUCAACACUGAACUGUUGGAAAACAUAGAUCUUGCUGUAUUGGAGCUCAUGAAAUCAUCAGUGGAUAAUCCCAAAAUGGUGAGUGCCGUUUUGAAUGGGAUGUUAGAUCAGAGCUUCAAGGACCGAGCAGGACUUCAGCAUCAAGGACGGAGACUUGCCACUACCAUUCUACAAAACUGGAGAAAGUUUGACAAGUGGUGGGCCAAGGAUUCUACUCCUGAAAGCAAAAUGGCAGUGCUAGCUUUACUGGCAAAGAUACUGCAGAUUGAUUCAUCUGUAUCUUUUAGUGCUAAUCACAGCUCAUUCCUGGAAGUCUUUACAACGUACACUAGUCUACUGGCUGAUGCAAAGUUGGAUCUCCAUUUAAAGGGCCAAGCUGUCACUCUUCUUCCCUUCUUCACCGGCCUCACCGGGGGCAGCCUGGAGGACCUACACCAUGUUCUUGAAAAGCUCAUCGUUUCUAGCUUCCCUCUGAAGUCUCAUGAAUUCCCACCAGGGACUUUGCAGUACAAUAAUUAUGCAGACUGCAUGAAUAAGUUUCUGGAUGCACUGGAAUUAUCUCAAAGUCCUAUAUUGUUGCAGUUGAUGACAGAAAUUCUUUGUCGAGAACAGGAACAUGUUAUGGAAGAAUUGUUUCAGUCUACUUUCAAGAGGAUUGCCGGAAGGGGUGCAUGUGUUACACAAGUAGGCCUUCUGGAAAGUGUAUGCAGAAUGUUCAGGAGGGAUGAGCUACUUUUAAGUACCACUCGGCAAGCAUUUGUAGAUCGUGUUCUGCUUACUCUGUUGUGGCACUGCAGCCUGGAUGCAUUAAGAGAAUUCUUUAGCAAAAUCGUGGUGGAUGCCAUUGAUGUGUUAAAGUCCAGGUUUACAAAGCUAAAUGAAUCUGCCUUUGAUACUCAAAUCACCAAGAAGAUGGGCUAUUAUAAGAUGCUAGAGGUGAUGUAUUCUCGUCUUCCAAAAGAUGAUGUUCACUCUAAAGAAUCUAAAGUUAAUCAAGUUUUCCAUGGCUCCUGUAUUACAGAAGGAAAUGAACUUACAAAGACACUGAUUAAGUUGUGCCACAAUGCGUUUACGGAGAACAUGGCUGGGGAGACUCAGCUGCUGGGGAGGAGGAGACUUUAUCACUGUGCUGCGUACAACUGUGCCAUCUCUGUCAUCUGUUGUGUCUUCGAUGACCUAAAAUUUUACCAAGGUUUUCUGUUCAGUGAAAAACCAGAAAAGAACUUGCUUAUUUUUGAGAAUCUGGUAGACCUGAAACGCUGCUAUACCUUUCCUGUAGAAGUUGAGGUUCCAAUGGAAAGAAAGAAAAAAUACAUGGAAAUUAGGAAAGAAGCCAGGGAAAUAGCAAGUGGGGAUUCAGAUGGUCCUCGUUAUAUGUCUUCCUUGUCGUAUUUGGCAGAUAGCAGCCUGAGUGAGGAAAUGAGUCAAUUUGAUUUCUCAACUGGAGUUCAGAGCUAUUCAUACAGCUCCCAAGACCUUAAUCCUCCCACUAGUCGUUUCCGGAGAUGGGACCAUCAGGACCCCAUGGAGCCAGGUGGUCCCCUGGAGCUAGAGAUGGAUGAGCUCAACCAGCACGAGUGCAUGGCCCCGAUGACAGCGCUGGUCCAGCACAUGCACAAGCAUCUUAGUCCCCCCUUGGGGGAGGAGGGUUCAGUACUAAGAGCUCUUCCUCCUUGGAUGCAAUUUCUCCAUAGCAAACUUGGAAACCCAUCAGUACCAUUAAAUAUCCGUCUCUUCUUAGCCAAGCUUGUUAUUAAUACAGAAGAGGUCUUUCGCCCUUUUGCAAAGCACUGGCUCGGUCCCUUGGUGCAGCUGGCUGUUUCUGAAAUUAGCGAAAGAGAAGGCAUUCACUACUUGGUGGUUGAGAUUGUGGUUACUGUUCUUUCAUGGACAGGCGUGGCUACUCCUGCGGGGGUCCCUAAAGAUGAAAUACUAGCAAAUCGGUUGCUCCAUUUCCUAAUGAAGCAUGUCUUUCAUCCAAAAAGAGCUGUAUUUAGACACAACCUUGAAAUUAUAAAAACCCUCGUUGAAUGCUGGAAGGAUUGCUUAUCCAUCCCUUACAGGUUAAUAUUUGAAAAAUUUUCCAGUAAAGAUCCUAAUUCUAAGGACAAUUCAGUAGGAAUUCAAUUACUAGGCAUCGUAAUGGCCAAUGACUUGCCUCCCCAUGACCCAAAGUGUGGUGUGGAGAGUCUCCAGUACUUUCAAGCUUUGGUCAAUAAUAUGUCCUUUGUGAAAUAUAAAGAGGUGUAUGCAGCAGCGGCAGAAGUUCUGGGACUUGUUCUUCAGUAUAUUACGGAGAGAAAAAAUAUACUGGAAGAGUCUGUGUGUGACUUGGUUAUAAAACAAUUGAGGCAACAGCAGAACACUAUGGAGGACAAAUUCAUCGUGUGCUUGAACAAAGUCACCAAGAGCUUCCCUCCUCUUGCUGACAGGUUCAUGAACACCGUGUUCUUCCUGCUGCCAAAGUUUCACGGAGUGAUGAAGACGCUGUGUCUGGAGGUGGUAUUUUGCCGUGCUGAGGAAACAGCAGACCUGUACUUCCAGUUAAAGAGCAAGGACUUUGUUCAAAUCGUGAGGCACAGAGAUGAUGAAAGACAAAAAGUGUGUCUGGAUGUAAUUUAUAAGAUGAUGGCAAAAUUGAAACCAGGAGAACUCCACGAACUGCUAUCCCCAGUUGUGGAAUUUGUUUCCCAUCCUUCUGCAGUGUGCAGGAAGCGGAUGUAUAAUAUUCUCAUGUGGAUUCAUGACAAUUAUGGAGAUCCAGAAAGUCACACAGAUGAUGACUCUCAGGAAAUAUUUAAGUUGGCCAAAGACGUGCUGAUUCAAGGACUGAUUGAUGAGAACCCUGAGCUUCAAUUAAUUAUUCGGAAUUUCUGGAGCCAUGAAACUAGAUUACCUUCAAACGCCUUGGACCGAUUAUUGGCACUAAACUCCUUAUAUUCUCCUGAGAUUGAAGUGCACUUCUUAAGUUUGGCAACAGAUUUUCUGCUUGAGAUGACCAGCCUGAGCCCAGACUAUCCAAACCCCAUGUUUGAGCAUCCUUUGUCAGAAUGUGAAUUUCAGGAGUACACCAUUGACUCUGGCUGGCGCUGCCCAAGCACUGUGCUCACGCCGAUGUUUGUUGAGACCCAGGCCUCCCAGGCUACUCUCCAGACCCGAGCUCAGGAGGGGACUCUGUCACGCCAGCCAAUGGCUGGGCAGAUAAGGGCCACUCAACAGCAGUGUGACUUCACACCAACACAGACAGCAGAUGGAAGAAGCUCAUUUAACUGGCUGACAGGGAGCAGCCUUGACCUGCUGGCGGAUCAUGCAGCUUCCUCAUCAGAUUCCUUGUCCUCCUCCUUGCUAUUUGCCCAUAAGAGGAGUGAAAAGUCACAGCGAGCACCCUUGAAGACAGUGGGACCUGAUUUUGGGAAAAAAAGGCUGAGCCUUCCAGGAGAUGAGCUGAAUAACAAAGUGAAAGGCACUGACUGUCGGACAGAAAUACUAAGAUUACGCAGACGGUUUUUAAAAGAUCCAGAAAAACUCAGUUUGAUUUAUGCCAGAAAAGGUGUUGCUGAACAAAAGCGAGAGAAGGAGAUGAAGAGUGAGUUAAAAAUGAAGCAGGACGCUCAGGUCAUCCUGUACAGAAGCUACCGGCACGGAGACCUUCCUGACAUUCAGAUCAAGCACAGCAGCCUCAUCACUCCCUUGCAGGCUGUGGCCCAGAGAGACCCAUUAUUUGCAAAACAGCUCUUUAGCAGCUUGUUUUCUGGAAUUUUGAAAGAGGUGGAUAAAUUUAAGACGACAUCUGAAAAAGACAGCAUCACUCAAAAGUUACUCCACGACUUCAAUCAUUUUCUCGAUACUACUUUCUCUUUCUUCCCACCUUUUGUCUCUUGUGUCCAGGAGGUCAGUUGCCAGCAUGCAGGCUUGCGGAACCUUGACCCAGCCGCUGCCAGUGCCAGCUGCCUGGCCAGUCUACAGCAGCCCGUGGGCAUCUGCCUGCUGGAGGAGGCUCUGCUCCACCUGCCGCCUGCAGAGCUACCUGCCAAGCGCAUUCGAGGGAAGACCCCCCUUCCUCCUGAUGUCGUCAGAUGGGUGGAGCUGGCUAAGCUAUAUAGAUCAAUUGGAGAAUAUGAUGUCCUUCAUGGUAUUUUUAACACUGAGAUAGGAACAAAGCAGAUCACUCAGAAUGCACUAUUAGCGGAAGCCAGAAGUGAUUAUUCUGAAGCUGCUAAGCAGUAUGAUGAGGCCCUCAAUAAACAAGAGUGGGUGGAUGGUGAGCCCACGGAGGCUGAGAAGGACUUUUGGGAACUUGCAUCUCUUGACUGUUAUAACCACCUUGCUGAGUGGAAAUCACUUGAAUACUGUUCUACCGCAAAUAUAGACAGUAAGAGCCCUCCAGAUCUAAGUAAAAUUUGGAGUGAACCUUUUUAUCAGGAAACAUACCUGCCUUACCUGAUCCGCAGCAAGCUGAAGCUGCUGCUGCGAGGUGAGGGGGACCAGACCCUGCUAACAUUCUUGGAUGAGGCCAUGAAGGUGGAGCUCCGCAAGGCCCUUCUGGAGCUGCAGUACAGUCAGGAACUGAGCCUACUCUACCUCCUGCAGGAUGACGUGGGCAGAGCCCGAUACUAUGUCGAGAAUGGCAUUCGGGCUUUUAUGCAGAAUUAUUCUAGCAUUGAUGCCCUCUUACACAGAAGCAGGCUCACCAAACUGCAAUCUGUACAAGCUUUAACAGAAAUUCAAGAGUUCAUCAACUUUAUAAGCAAAGAAGGUAAUUUAUCAUCUCAAGCUCCCCUUGAGAGACUUUUAAAAACCUGGAUGAACAGAUAUCCAGAUGCUAAAAUGGACCCAUUAAACAUUUGGAAUGACAUCAUUACAAAUCGAUGUUUCUUUCUUAGCAAAAUAGAGGAGAAGCUGCCUUGUCUUCUAGAUGAUCACAGCAUGAACGUGGAUGGAGAUAAGGACCCCAGGGAUGGCAGGGAUGCACCCGAGCAGGAAGAUGUCAGGUCCCUGAUCCAGAGCUGCAAGUUCUCCAUGAAAAUGGCAAUGGUGGAAAGUGCACGGAAGCAGAACAACUUCUCACUUGCCAUGAAACUGUUGAAAGAACUGCAUAAAGAGUCGAAAACCCGAGAGGACUGUCUGGUGAAGUGGGUGCAGAGUUAUUGCCGCCUGAGCCAGGCCCGGAGCCAGGCCCAGCAGCCCCCCAAGCAGAUCCGUGCUGUGCUGAAGACAGUCUCUCUGUUGGAUGAGAACAAUACCUCAAGCUACUUAAGAAGAAACGUUCUGGCUUUCCAUGAUCAGAACAUUCUCCGGGGCACAGCAUGCAGGAUUAUAGCUGAUGCUCUCAGCAGUGAGCCAGCUUGCCUUGCUGGACUCGAGGAUAGCAAGGCUAGAAAGAUUUGGGACCUCUCUGGGUGCAGCUCUGAGAGUACUGAGAAGGUGAUUGCGGGUCUGUACCAGAGAGCGUUCCAUCACCUCUCCACGGCUGUGCAGAUGGCUGAAGAAGCUCAGCCUUCCUCCUGGGACCAUGGGCCUACAGCUGGGGUGACUAAGGCCUACAUGAUGCUGGUGGAUUUCUGUGACCAGCAGCUCCGCCGGGAGGAAGAAAAUGCAGCAGUUAUUGACUCUGUAGAGCUGCAGGCGUAUCCAGCACUUGUGGUGGAAAAAAUGUUGAAAGCUUUAAAAUUAAAUUCCAAUGAGGCCAGGCUGAAGUUUCCUAGAUUACUUCAGAUUAUAGAACAGUACCCAGAAGAGACCUUGAGCCUAAUGACAAAAGAGAUGUCUUCUGUCCCAUGCUGGCAGUUCAUUGGCUGGACCAGCCACAUGGUGGCCCUGCUGGACAAGGAAGAGGCUGUGGCCGUGCAGCACACUGUGGGGGAGAUUGCCGACAACUACCCACAGGCCAUUGUGUACCCGUUUAUAAUAAGCAGUGAGAGCUUUUCCUUCAGAGAUACUUCUGCUGGUCAUAAGAAUAAGGAGUUUGUGGCAAGGAUUAAAAGUAAAUUGGAUCAAGGAGGAGUGAUUCAAGAUUUUAUUAAUGCCCUAGAACAGCUCUCUAACCCUGACCUGCUCUUUAAGGACUGGACCAAUGAUAUAAAAGUUGAACUAGCACAAACCCCAGUAAAUAAAAAAAAAAUUGAAAAAAUGUAUGAAAGAAUGUAUGCAGCCUUGGGUGACCUGAAGGCUCCAGGCCUGGGGGCCUUUAGAAGGAAGUUUAUUCAGGCCUUUGGGAAAGAAUUUGAUAAGCACUUUGGGAAAGGAGGCUGUAAGCUGCCAGACAUGCAGCCGGGCACUUUCGCCAACAUCACCAAUGCACUGCUGAGCCGCAUGGGCCCAGCCUCAAGGCCGCCCGGCAACCUGCAUGAGUGCUCACCCUGGAUGAGCAGUUUCCAGGUGGAGUUCCUCAGACAGGAGCUUGAGGUUCCUGGUCAGUAUGAUGGCAGGGGGAAACCAUUGCCUGAAUACCACGCACGCAUUGCUGGGUUUGACGAGAGGGUAAAAGUAAUGGCCUCCCUCAGAAAACCGAAGCGCAUUGUUAUCCGAGGCCACGAUGAGAGAGAAUACCCUUUCCUGGUGAAGGGGGGUGAGGACUUGCGGCAGGACCAGCGCAUUGAGCAGCUCUUCCAGGUCAUGAACCUCAUCCUGUCCGGUGACGCUGCCUGCAGUCAGAGAGACAUGCAGCUAAGGACAUACCGUGUCGUGCCCAUGACCUCCAGAUUAGGAUUAAUUGAAUGGAUUGAAAAUACUAUCACCUUGAAGGACCUUCUCUGGAAUAGCAUGUCACCAGAGGAGAGAGCAGCACACUUGAGAGCACCAGUGGGUGAAUAUAAAGACUGGCUGGCAAAAAUGUCAGGAAGACAUGAUGUUGGAGCUUAUAGUCUCAUGUAUAAGAGAGCAAAUCGUACUGAAACAGUCACAUCUUUCAGGAAAAGAGAAAGCAAAGUGCCAGUGGGUCUCCUGAAGCGGGCCUUUGUGCGGAUGAGCACAGGCCCAGAGGCCUUCCUGGCUCUCCGCUCCCACUUCGCCAGCUCACAUGCUCUGAUGUGUGUCAGCCACUGGGUCCUCGGGAUUGGAGACAGACACCUGAACAACUUCAUGGUGUCCAUGGAGACUGGUGACAUGAUUGGGAUUGACUUUGGACAUGCGUUUGGAUCCGCUACCCAGUUUCUCCCAGUCCCUGAGUUGAUGCCUUUUCGCCUAACUCGUCAGUUUAUCACUCUGAUGUUGCCAAUGAAGGAGACAGGACUUUUGUACUGUAUCAUGGUGCAUGCCCUGCGGGCCUUCCGUGCCAACCCUGGCCUGCUCACUGACACCAUGGAUGUAUUUGUAAAGGAGCCCUCCUUUGACUGGAAAAAUUUUGAACGAAAAAUGCUGGAGAAAGGAGGAUCAUGGAUUCAAGAGAUAAAUGUAACUGAAAAAAAUUGGUAUCCCCGACAGAAAAUAUGUUAUGCUAAAAGGAAGUUAGCAGGUGCCAAUCCAGCCAUUAUUACUUGUGAUGAGUUACUUCUGGGCCACGAGAAGUCACCUGCCUUCAGGGAUUACAUGGCUGUUGCACGAGGAAGCAAAGGUCACAAUAUUCGUGCUCAGGAACCAGAGAGUGGACUUUCAGAGGAGAUGCAAGUGAAGUGCCUGAUUGAUCAGGCAACAGACCCCAACAUCCUUGGUAGGACUUGGGAGGGAUGGGAGCCCUGGAUGUGAGUCUGUGGGAGUCAGCAAAUAAUAAAUUGUUUGAAGAAGCUCCCUAAA